GUAUACAUAAAUGGCCCACUGAAAUAAUGAAGAAAAGGGAUAAUGGGUUCAUACUUAUAAAAGACACCAACAUCCUCUUCUCACUCAUAUGAUUGUUGAAGAAACACAUGAAAAACUUGACAUCAUCGUCAAUUUCAAUCCUAAAUCAACUCCAAGUCUACCUAUAGUAACCGACAAUGUCGGAAAUGGAGAGAGAUCUGAUCCAUCGCCGCCGGGUAUCCUCUUAUUUUUGCGGGUGUUAUAUGAUGUCCCCAUCGUGCUUCCCAGUGCAUGAAGAAAUGGACUACUCACGCAUUCAUCAUUGCAGCAGCGGCGGCGACAACAGGACGAGGAGGAGAUGGCGGAAUCUGUUGAGAAGGUUGGUCAAAGAUGGGAAGACCAGCUUAUACGGAUCCAAGCCGCCAUUGUCUUUUCACUAUGAUGCUGUUAGCUAUUCUCAGAAUUUCGAUGAGGGUUGUCAUCGUGAUGAAUCUGCUCAUCGCCGCCGAGUGUUUCAAGAAGUACACGAGUAAUGUUUUUUUUGUCUUGUUUUAAUUUAUUUCCCCCUUUUUUUCCCCUGCAAGUUCAAAUCAACUUUGAUGUAACUAUAUAUAAUUAUAAUAUAUAUCAAGAUCUGUUAGUUAAGUUUUAAA
Molecule: messenger RNA, 632 nt
Organism: Gossypium arboreum
Lineage: Eukaryota; Viridiplantae; Streptophyta; Magnoliopsida; Malvales; Malvaceae
Exons: 1
Coding region: 177-512 (111 amino acids)
Source: RefSeq, a predicted model, not a curated record